GAGGAGAGUUCGGACUUCGAGCGCAGAUUCUUCGACUACGCUAGGUUCCUGCCGUCUCCUUUCCGAAGCCGAGAAAGUCCACCUCGCAAAGCAACCUCACACCGCCGCCCCUCCGCUGCAGCCGAGCCAUCUGUCCGCCCGUGAGAGACCAUGGGUUGCUUUGAAUGUUGCAUUAAGUGCCUGGGAGGAGUUCCAUAUGCUUCACUUGUGGCAACGAUACUCUGCUUCUCUGGAGUAGCAUUGUUUUGUGGCUGUGGUCAUGUGGCCCUUGCAGGAACUAUAUCCAUCCUUGAACAGAAUUUUUCCACAAACGUGACUGACCAUGCUUUGUUAUCUGAAGUAAUAAAACUAAUGCAAUAUGUGAUCUAUGGAAUUGCAUCAUUUUUUUUCUUGUAUGGAAUCAUUCUGCUAGCAGAGGGUUUUUAUACCACAAGUGCUGUGAAGGAACUGCAUGGUGAAUUCAAAACAACAAUCUGUGGCCGUUGCAUCAGUGGAAUGUUUGUUUUCCUCACUUAUGUUCUUGGGGUGGCCUGGCUGGGUGUUUUUGGCUUCUCUGCUGUACCAGUCUUUAUGUUCUACAACAUGUGGUCAACCUGUGAGGUCAUCAGAUCACUCUCAGCAAAUAUGACUUCAGCAGACCAGAUCUGUGUGGAUAUCCGGCAGUAUGGAAUCAUCCCUUGGAAUGCUAUCCCCGGUAAGGCAUGUGGAUCGACCUUAGCUAAUAUGUGCAGCACGCCUGAGUUCUAUUUGUCAUAUCACCUGUUCAUUGUAGCCUGUGCUGGUGCUGGUGCUACUGUUAUAGCACUGAUCCACUUCCUCAUGAUACUAUCUUCUAACUGGGCCUACUUAAAGGAUGCAAGCAAAAUGCAGGCUUACCAGGAUAUCAAAGCUAAAGAAGAGCAGGAGCUUCAGGAUAUCCAGUCUCGAUCCAAAGAGCAACUCAAUUCUUACACAUAAACGCUUGCCAGAGCCUUUUUUCAGAAGAAUUUUGUAGCUCUGACAAAUCAUCGAGCAGAUAUAUUGUCCAAGAGCUCCUGGGCCAUAUCCAUAGGAUAAAGUUGCAGAGAAUAACCUUCAUUCCUUUUAGCACUGAAUUUGGAACUGGGGGUCGGGGGGAGGGCAUUACAUUCCAGUCCACUGUAAAAAAAAAGUUUACCAACUAAAACAUGGAUUUCUCUUGGCAAUCAUAACAUUAUUAUUGUUGUUGUUCCUUAGCAGGGUACCAGAGUUGGUAUUAUCCAGCCCUGUAAUAUCUAGAUUUGAAAAGGCUGUAUAUAAUUGCACAGGUGUAAGUAACUCAGAUUCUAGGAUUUAACGAGAUAUUUCCUUUAUUCUGAAUACUUGUAAUUAUGUUUAUUUGAUACGGUUUCAGAACAUUAUAAGUCAACAUUUAGUUCCUAUCAAAAUUAAAACUGGACCUUGCACAUUAAAUGCCAAAAGUGGUUUUGUUUUGUUUGGUUUUGGACACUCCCUUUUCAACAAAGCUGCAAUGAGCCUCUCUUAUUCUGCUGCACUUAUCAGAGUAAGGUGGGAACUGUUUAAUUGUUUAAUAAAAUAGACCCAGACCCAUAAUUAGAAUAAUUAUUCCCUUCUCUGAAAAUAAAUGUCAGCUUUGCCUUAAUGUUUAUUUUCUAUAAAUGUCUCUGAGCAUUUAUAGCAUAUAGCAGCUGGAGAUUAUCACAUCUCAAUUUUAAUAAAGCAGAAGAUAUUACCCUCUGGUCAGUCACUCAAUUAUUUCAGGUUGAACAGAUGAAAACUUUGUAGAACUUAAAAAACCUUUAGCCACUCAGAUUACAGGUCAACGCUCACCUCAAUUUUGGUGCUCAAUCCAAUAAGCUGCAAUAGUUUUCUCUUAUGAAAAAUUGUGAUGUUCGAAAAACAGAGGGUGCGAUUUCAAACUGUCUCCCUUAAUAUCUGCCUUCUAGCAUUUUCAGAAAUUUCAGUGCUAGGUUACUAGUGAUUUUUGUGUGCUAUUUUUUACAAAAACAAACAAAUGUUUGAAGAAAAAUAAAAUGCAUCAGUAAAUUUCAAAUCAGUGAACAAUUAAGUCAUGCAUCCCUGUUUUGAAUGUGUACUGAAUGUGAAUGCUCUUUUAGAACAUAAAGAAAUGUGUCAAAAGUAAAAGAUUGAACAAAAAACAUUGGUAUGGAAAAUGAAAUCAGGUAUUACCUUGCAUUUAACUUGUCUAAAGCUGACUUUUUUUAAAGAAGCAAAAUCUAUAUAAAGCAAGUAAGAAAUAGCUUAGUGUUUGUUUUUUUACCUGUUGCAUGAAGGAAACAAAUUUCUACAGCAAUGCAGGUGUUCUUCUAGUCCAGUGUUUGCAUAAAGGUAACAGACAAUGUCUUAAAGCUAAUUCUUUUCUAAUACUUUGUAGCUUUUACUGGGAGUUUUUUGAAGUUUUGUUUAAGUAGUCUAAUUUUUUUAUGUAAAAAGUAUUCAAUUUUGCUAUGUAUAAUUUUUUGUAACCUAACCGUGAAUCAAUAUUUUAUAUCAGUGCCAAGGGCUUCCUGUAGUUAUAUCCAAGUGUUACAAAUAAAUAUUUGUAGAUAAUAGAA
Messenger RNA from Thamnophis elegans (Western terrestrial garter snake), 2555 nucleotides. It is a transcript of the gene GPM6B, whose product is annotated as glycoprotein M6B. Gene Ontology annotation, cellular component: plasma membrane; myelin sheath. The coding region runs from base 151 to 957 and encodes 268 amino acids. Gene Ontology annotation, biological process: axon development; central nervous system myelination. The transcript has 7 exons. Lineage: Eukaryota; Metazoa; Chordata; Lepidosauria; Squamata; Natricidae. The record is from RefSeq and is a predicted model, not a curated record. Gene Ontology annotation, molecular function: structural constituent of myelin sheath.